Messenger RNA from Eupeodes corollae, 4043 nucleotides. RefSeq names its product IDLSRF-like peptide. NCBI's taxonomy places the organism in Eukaryota, Metazoa, Arthropoda, Insecta, Diptera, Syrphidae. The transcript has 5 exons. Gene Ontology annotation, molecular function: protein binding. The record is from RefSeq and is a predicted model, not a curated record. Bases 497 to 1099 code for a protein of 200 amino acids.
UCAGGAUAAUUCAGUCGAGUUUUAAACUUACUCAAGUGUUGACACUGAGUAUUCAAAAUACGAGUUGUGUUUGCUCGUACUCACCCGUAGAAACACUUUUCAUUGAGGAUCAUAGAAUAAUGACUUAAUUAAAGUUUAUAAAACGUGAAAAACUAAAACCCAAAAAAAAAACGAAAAAGAAAAUUAACUUGAACUCGAAGUAAGAAUAUCAAGAAGAGUCCUGUUUGUUUUUCAAGUGAACUUAAGUUUUAAGAUUACAAUUUUUUUGUUUUGUUGAGUUCAUAAAAAUAAAGAACAACAAAAAUCUAAAACCAAAUAAAAGUUUGCUUACUUCUGGAAAAAGAAAUACACAAAAAUAUACUCCAUAAAACCCCCAAUUAAAAUUGACCCAGUGAGUGUUUUUGAAGGCAAUUAGUUGUCCUCGUUGAUAAAAAAUCUAUCGCUCAGUAUCACCUAAGAAUAUACAACAACAACAACAACAAAAAUAAAAUAAAAUAUGUCCAUUGCAAUGUGGUACUUUCUACCCUUUGGGGUCCUUUUAGUAAUGUUACCACUCAAUGUGGCUGGAAUUGAUUUGAGCCGUUUGUAUGGGCACAUGGGACAGCCAAUUCAAAAACGAAGUGACGCAUGCCAUCCGUAUGAACCGUUCAAAUGUCCUGGCGAUGGUAACUGCAUUUCAAUACAAUAUUUAUGCGAUGGCGCCCCUGAUUGUUCCGAUGGCUACGACGAAGAUAUGCGACUUUGUACAGCAGCUAAGAGGCCACCUGUUGAAGAGACAGCAUCAUUCUUGCAGAGCUUAAUAGCUUCUCAUGGUCCUAAUUACUUGGAAAAGUUAUUCGGAAGCAAGGCUCGAGAUGCACUUUCGCCGCUUGGUGGAGUUGAAAAGGUUGCAAUAGCAUUGAGUGAAUCGCAGACUAUUGAGGACUUUGGUGCUGCUUUACAUCUCAUGAGAUCUGAUUUGGAACAUCUUCGAUCCGUAUUUAUGGCUGUUGAAAAUGGCGACUUGGGAAUGUUAAAAUCUCUCGGUAUAAAAGAUUCCGAACUGGGCGAUGUGAAGUUCUUCCUCGAAAAGCUUGUCAACACCGGUUUCUUAGACUGAGUAGCACCAGAUCCAGCUUCUGGAUUUUAUUAUGCAUAUGCCCAACCCAUCAAUCCAAGUUUUUAUUCCUAUCUCGGCUCUCCAUACAUGGAUGGCUACAAUUAUUAAUUUUAUCAAAAUCAUCAACGAAUUUCUCUAAAAUUUUAAUUUAUUUUAAAUAAUUUAAUUUUUCUCUUUCACGUUUUUUGUGUUUACUUAAUUUUAAUCACUUAAUAUAUACAUAUAAAACAAAAAAAAACAAAAACACAUACAAAACUAUCUGCUCUCUACUAUUUAUUACAACAACAACAAAAAACUGAAAAACAUAUAUAUUUUCUUGUGUUUAACAAAAAUAUGUAUAAAUAAGUAUGUGGAAGCAGGAUCGGAUAAAACAAUGAAUAAACAAAAAUGUUAAAAUUCUUUAAAAAAAUAAAAGUAAACAAUAUUUUUUAGUUUUGUUUAAGCCAAAAACUUAAUGAUAAUAGACGUCAAUAACUAAUAAUACAUAUUUAUCUUUAAGGCUCUCCAAAAAUGUUUUAUCGGCAAAGAAUUUAAGAAUUUAAAAAAAGUAAAAAACUAAAUAACUAAUCUCACACUUAUCUUAUGAAUGAAACAUGGUUUAAUCUUUACAGACAAAAUAGUAUCAAUGUGUAACUAUACUAUUUACAUAUAUAAUUGUUUACCUAUUUAUAAAUGUAGCUUUCUAGAUCCACUCUAACUAUAACUAUUAUCAUCAACUAAAAUUUAAAAAUAUAUAAAAGAUGUAAGAAACAUAAAAUUAGUUUCGUAGCAUAAUUCAAUAUUAUUAUUUUUAAAAAGCACAAAAACAGGAAAAAAUAUUACCUAUAUAAAAAAAUCAGACUUGCUCUCUAACAUAUCGGUCAAGUGGGGUUAAUUUACUUUGUCCUGAAGUAGAAAUCAAUCCAAUCAAUCAUAGAAUAGAUUGAAACAAUGCAGAUUAAAUCUGAAAUCCGCAUCUGCACAUGAUAGAAUGUUUUUGCUACUUUUAAUUUUUAGUUUUUACUUUUCAGCUUUUUCAGCUAACCGCUAAGGCAGCUGUUGGUUAAUGUUGUGAUAUGUGUAAUUUAAUAAAAAACAUACACGGAAAAUUUAUAAAAUAAACUACUUACAAAAAUAAAAGAAAACAAAAAAUAUAUUUUAGUAUUCGCAGGGAUGGGAAAAAUCACCAACAUUUUUGUUGAAUUGUUUAUUUUAGGGACAAGUGGCAUAUAAACAAAUUAAUUGUGUGUUUUUUUUUAUUCCUAUAUUAUUGUUGACAAACAAAAAUUAAACUUUUAUAAAUGCCUCUAUAGAUGUCUCAAGUAAAAAUGUUAUUUUCAUUUCUUUUAAAAAUCAAAUUUACAUUCUUAAACUUAAGAUUUAAAAACCAGAGAAAAACAAAAUAAUUGACAAUUAGCAUAAGAUCCAAAAAUACACGAAUAAAGAAAUUUUAAAAAAUAAUGGAGUUAAGUACCUUAAAUUAGAAUGUAGACCUACUAAGAUAAAAUAUCUGUUAGAGAUGAAUAUAAGUCAAGAAGUCAAUUUUUUCAGUGUUUCAUAAUUAUGUCAUACAUAGAACAACAUACAUAAGUGGCCAGCUAAUAAUUUCAAGGCAUAUCUUGUAGAUACUAGGGCAAACCAAAACUAUUUUGAUGUCUCGAAUAAGCUAUGAAGCUUAGAAAUCAGUAUCUAAAUUGAGUUUAUUUCCAACACUCGCAGCCAAUUUUAAAAUACAAACAUUUGCUGCUUUUAUGUGGCAUUUUUGUAAUAUUUUUUUCAUACGGAUUCCAUGGUUUUUCUUUUGAGAAACAUUAAAAAUUGUAUAUUUAGGGCAAACUUCUUAUUAUAUACUAUAUAUUGUGUACAAUCGAACGAAGCAGCAAAAUUUAAAAAUUAAAAAAAAAGUGUUUCAUAUCAUAUACAUGUCAAAAACAUAUCAAAUAAUACAUAUCAAGAAUAAAUACCUUAUAAAAUAUAUAAAUUAUACAUAAAUAUACUAUAAAAUAAAAAUAUUAUAUAAGAAAAACAUAAUAUAAAUUUACUGUUUACGGUGGAACUGUAUUUUUUGAAAGCAUACAUUAUGUUUCACCCAAAGUGAAAGUAUAUGUAGUUAUAAUAACGUUUCUUCAAAAUAGUACAACAUGCGGUGGCAUAGAACUGCAAACAAAUAAAAAUCACUACACAUAUCAAACAUUUGCCAAAAUUCUAACACCUUUUUGGAUCUUGGUGAAAAGUUUAAAAAUUGCUUGUUUAUAAAACAAAACUCUGACCCAAAUUGAAAAAUACAAUCAACUAUAACACCAUUCAUUGAUUGAUUGAUUUUAAAACAAACUCUAGUAAACCAUUCACUGACAUUCAAAAACUAAAGCUUUUUUUAGAAUCCACAUAAAUAAAUGUCAACUCAACUUAAAGCACCACAAUCACAAAAACUGUAAUAAUGCACAUGUUACAUGGAAGUCUUUAAAAAACAAAAAGAAUACAAUACAAAAUACACACUUACAGCUCUCUAGAAACUAUAUAUUUAAUGUGUAAAUUUUUUAAGUUUUUACUCAACAAAUGACGGAAUUUAUGAUGAUAAACAUUUUUCGGUUUUAGUUUUCAAAAAUCAUUAUUUUUUGGUAUUGUAUGUGAUGAAAAGACAAAACGAAACAACUAAUAUUGAUUAAAGUUAGUAAAUAAAAUGUUUACUAAAAUAAAAUGCAAGAAUAAAAAGAAAUUGUGUAAACGAAGAAACGUUUUAUUUUCAUUUUGGAAUUAUAAAAAUAUUAUAUAUUUAUUAAGUGUGUUUCUAUUUUAUAUUUCACUCAUAUAUUUAUACCAUAUAUUUUAUAAUCUUUGUUCAAAAAUAAAAAAAAUAUAAAUAAUACAAAAAUAUUAUGUUAUUGUUGAUCAAUAAAGUAAUAUUUAAAAAAAAAAUAUUUAUGAUAUCAAUAAAUUUUUAAAAUUCCAGUAUAAGUGUUUGAAA